Messenger RNA from Anopheles stephensi (Asian malaria mosquito), 631 nucleotides. RefSeq lists its product as uncharacterized. The transcript is spliced from 3 exons. Lineage: Eukaryota; Metazoa; Arthropoda; Insecta; Diptera; Culicidae. The record is from RefSeq and is a predicted model, not a curated record. The coding region runs from base 93 to 560 and encodes 155 amino acids. Gene Ontology annotation, biological process: sleep; regulation of synaptic transmission, cholinergic; positive regulation of voltage-gated potassium channel activity.
UCGUCCGGUCUGCUCCGAUCAGUUGUCCGGUGUGAGCUGUUCGGAGCUGGGUGCCUGCAGGCCAUCUCGCAGUAGUCUUUCUUCCAACCAAAAUGGCUUCUACUGAUCGGCUGGGAUUUACUGUGUUCGUGGUGCUUGCUGUACUUGGGACGAAUUCUGUCGGUGCACUGCGUUGCUACACCUGCAACUCGUACGAUAACUCGGAAUGCUUUGCACCACCGAAACGCUUUACCGAGCAAGAUCUGCAGAACAACGAUACCGUGCCGGCCCGGCUACUGGUCGAGUGUCCACCGGAUGAGAAGGGACGCGAACCGUUCUGCCGAAAGGUGGACGUACUUGUGAUCGGUGGAAGCGUACCGGACCAUACGCGGGUGACACGCGAGUGUGGUUACGAACGGGCUCGGCGACCCUGCUACAGCGUCAUCAACGGCGGUCACGAGGAACUGGUGUGCCAGUGCUUUACCGAUGGCUGCAACGGUGGAUCACAGAUCACCGUGUCGCGGGUGCUCGGUGCGCUAAUGUCGCUUGCUGGACUAUUGCUAGGAUGCAAGCCGCUUUGAAGAAGGGGAAAAGAAAACUCUGCUUGAUGGAAUAAAUUUGCACCCCACAUACAUCACCAAGGCGCCCAAAA